Aspergillus saccharolyticus JOP 1030-1 is the source of this 494-nucleotide messenger RNA. RefSeq lists its product as uncharacterized. Bases 1 to 270 code for a protein of 89 amino acids. NCBI's taxonomy places the organism in Eukaryota, Fungi, Ascomycota, Eurotiomycetes, Eurotiales, Aspergillaceae. The record is from RefSeq and is a predicted model, not a curated record. Gene Ontology annotation, molecular function: endopeptidase inhibitor activity. The transcript is spliced from 4 exons. Gene Ontology annotation, biological process: vacuole fusion, non-autophagic.
AUGCAGCUGAUCUCUGCGGCUAUCUUGGGUCUUGUGCCGUUGACCCUGGCUAAUUCGAUUCUGGUCACUUUCCCUGCAGAGACCCCAGACUCGGUGCUCGAGCAGGCCAAGGACUCCGUUCUAAAUGCUGGUGGCCGGAUCACUCAUGAGUUUACCUUGAUCAGAGGGUUCUCGGCCGACUGUCCGGAAGAAGCUAUUCAGCAGAUCUCGACUCAAUCCGCGGCUUAUAAACCCACCAUCGAGCAGGACCAAGUUGUCUCAAUCCAGUGAGUUGCUGUAGCGCUGUCAAAGCUGCAAGAAGGUUAAGCUUGCUCAUGGUCAUUUGACUUGUCUCCUGCUGGUCUCGGGAGAUUGACUUGGCCAAUGUUCGCCAUCCAUGAGGAAUUCCUUUGGAUGCGUUACUGUUUAUUUAGAUAAUGCUACUUUUUGUUUAUUUUUGUAUGGCGGUGGGAUAUGAUGGCAAUGCAGUUUUCUCAAAGUGUUUGCGCCUUGUU